AUGAACAUCCAAAAGGCACAAAAACCGGCGAAUAAGAAACAUUUACGAAUGGGAUUUUGGAGUAGCGAAGCCUGCGCAGCAGUAGAUCGGCGCCGGGACGGAGGACGGCAUCUCCGUUUGCAUCGCCGGCGGAGGGAGAUAUCAGUAAAUCGGACUCCACCAGAAUCCCUCUCACUACACCCAUAUUUUCUCUCCCUAAUUUCAGCUGUCCGUGUGAGACUAUCAAACCCUAACUCAAGAGCUGGUGAACUUUGUGACGGCCUUGGUUCCCUCAGAGACGGCGUGCUUAGCCAACUCCCCAGGAAGCACCAACCUCACGGCGGUCUGGAUCUCGCGAGAGGUUAUGGUCGGCUUCUUGUUGUACCUCGCGAGACGGGACGCCUCCUGGGCGAGCUUCUCAAAGAUGUCGUUGAUGAAGCUGUUCAUGAUACCCAUGGCCUUGCUCGAGAUCCCGAUGUCCGGGUGAACCUGCUUCAAAACCUUGAAGAUGUAGAUCUUGUAAGUCUCAACGCUCUUCUUCGACCUCUUCUUCUUCUUGUCGCCGGCGGCGCCGCCCUCCUUGGGAAGUUUCUUCCCGGCCUUGGGCUUCUUCUCCGCAGGGGCCUUCUCGGCGGCCGGCUUCUUCUCGGCGGCGGGCUUCUUCUCGGCCUUGGGUGCCAUAUUUUCAGAGAGAGAGAGGGGGGAUAUGUGUGGGGGAUUUCUUCAGAAAAAUUUGGUGAGGGAUGA
Molecule: messenger RNA, 726 nt
Organism: Striga asiatica
Lineage: Eukaryota; Viridiplantae; Streptophyta; Magnoliopsida; Lamiales; Orobanchaceae
Source: the annotation of a GenBank genome assembly